Arabidopsis arenosa is the source of this 2094-nucleotide messenger RNA. The record is from the annotation of a GenBank genome assembly. NCBI's taxonomy places the organism in Eukaryota, Viridiplantae, Streptophyta, Magnoliopsida, Brassicales, Brassicaceae.
AUCUCAGUUUAUCAACAGCAAUGGAAAAUGAAUAAUAGCGUUCUCUGAACCAGACCACCUUACCCAAGAAAAUGAAGUCUCUUGAUUUGUUUUUGCUCCUUUUGAUCGUAGCUUUUACAGUUUCAAGACCCGUGGAAGCUCAAAAUCAAGCAGGAUUCAUCAGCUUGGAUUGUGGGUUGGUGCCUAAAGAAACCACUUACUUGGAGGCCACGACGAAUAUAACAUACAAAUCAGACGCAAAUUACACCGACAGCGGAUUGGUCGGGAAGAUCAAUGAUGCACACAAAACACUGGUUCAACAACCGCUUUGGGCCGUGAGAAGCUUCCCUGAGGGUCAAAGAAACUGUUACAACUUCAACCUUACCGUGAACAGAACAUAUUUGAUCAGAGGAACUUUUAUGUAUGGGAAUUAUGACGGCCUGAAUCAAUCCCCAAGCUUUGAUCUUCACAUCGGUGCUAGCAAAUGGACCUCUGUUAACAUAAUAGAAGAAACAGAUACCGUAAUGCCCGAGAUAAUCCAUGUCUUAACACAAGACCGUCUUCAAGUCUGUCUUGUUAAGACGGGAAAGACGACACCGUUCAUUUCGUCGCUGGAACUUCGUCCGUUGCAAAAAGGCACUUACAUCGCGCAAAGUGGAUCAUUGGUCUUGCAAAGUAGAUACUUUUCAUCUGAUUCAACAUCUAUCAUCAGGUAUGAUGAGGACAUACACGACCGAGUCUGGAAUCCAAUUUCAGAUGAUGGUUCCUCAUCGAUAAGCACGGACCUCGAGGUCCAAACAAAUAACUUCUAUGAUGUGCCUCAAGCCGUGAUGAAGACUGCUGCUAUCCCUAAAAAUGCUAGUGCGCCAUGGAGCUUAGUUUGGACUAUAGAGAACACAACUGCGCUGUCAUAUGUAUAUAUGCAUUUCGCAGAAAUUCAGAAUCUAAAAGCCAAUGAAAGUAGAGAAUUCAACAUUACUUACAAUGGUGGCAAGCUCUGGUAUCCCCAGUUUAGGCCUAACAAACUCAGCAUUAUAACCAUGUACAGUCAAGUCCCCUUGACUUCUUCAAAUGGCGUGUAUAAUUUCACUUUCGAAAUGACUAGUAACUCAACUCUUCCACCCCUUCUCAACGCCCUUGAGAUAUACACAGGUGUAGACAUUCUACAGCUUCACACAGACAAGGACGAAGUUUCUGCAAUCAUGAACAUCAAAACGACAUAUGGUUUGAGUAAAAAGAUAAGCUGGCAGGGAGAUCCAUGUGCUCCUCAGCUAUAUCGGUGGGAAGGUCUAAAUUGUAGUUAUCCGGACUCCGAGGCAUCACGAAUCAUAUCCUUGAACUUGAAUGCGAGUCAGUUGAACGGUACCAUAACAUCUGACAUAACCAAGCUAACACAGUUGAGCGAGCUAGAUUUAUCAAAUAAUGAUUUGUCAGGAGAGAUUCCAGCAUUUUUGGCUGAUAUGAAGUCGUUGAAACUAAUAAAUCUAAGCGGAAACCCAAAGCUCAAUCUCACAGUUCCAGACUCUCUUCAGCAAAGAGUAAACAGCAAAUCUUUAACACUAAUUUUGGGUGAAAAAGUACUGAAUCCCACUCCCAAAAAAGAGAGUAAAAAGGUACCAAUGGUUACUAUUGCAGCGUCAGUGGCUGGCGUGUUCGCUCUGCUAUUAAUAUUGGCCAUCUUUUUCAUUGUUAGAGGAAAAAAGGGGAAACGUAAUGAGGCUCCAGGACCACCCCCAUCAGUCACUAGUGGUAUAGUUAAAAGUGAGACAAGAUCAUCCAAUCCAUCAAUCAUGACAAAAGAUCGCAGGAUCACAUAUCCCGAGGUAUUGAAGAUGACUAACAACUUCGAGAGAGUUCUUGGCAAAGGAGGCUUUGGAACAGUGUAUCACGGAAACUUGGAUGAUGCUCAAGUAGCUGUAAAAAUGCUCUCUCAUUCAUCGGCUCAAGGUUAUAAAGAGUUCAAAGCAGAGGAUGCAAAUAGCCGUAGAGGCGGCACAAGGUGAAGAAAAAUAUGCUCUUUACUUUUGUCUGAGUCAUUACCAGAAAAAAUUGUUUCUUGAUAUUCUUUUUUUAUGAUGUCUCAAAGCAAACUUGACAUAAAUAGGAACCAUUUUU